AUGUCGGGUGUUGCUGGCGGAGCGAAUAAGAAAUCAGCGAGUAGAUCAGUGGCCACCAAGAAAUUGAUAAUACAGGUAGGAAUUAUCGAUUUUUCGGGGCAAAAAUGGGGAUUUCAUGAAAAAUAGGGUUUUUUAGUGAAAAUUCGUCAAAAAUCCCGAAAUUUUUGCAGGAAUUCAAGCGUCGUCUUCGCGACAACAUUCGUUCGCUCAACGACAAUUUCUAUCACAUUUUAAACGCGGCAAAAGUGAAUUUGGACGACGCGGCCUACAAAAAUGUGACAGGAAAAAUGUCGGAAUUCUAUACGACCAAGAAUGAGAUGGUUGUUAGGGCACAAUUAAUGGUUCGAGCGGCUGACGAGUUACAGAAACUCACCAGUGAUUUGAAGGAAUUUCUCAUUUUACACGAUUUCCAUUUUUUGACCUAUUCGAUUAAUCAGUGAGUUUGAUUAUUGAUUUUUGCGUAAAAAUCCCUACAAUUUUCCAUUUUUCAGAGCCGAACGUCAAUGCGAAGAUAAUCAACGUGCUCAAUUAAUGCAUCACGGUGGUUUGGAUAUGGAUGUUUCCAACAUUGCUUUUGAAUUGGAUCGGGAAUUGGAAAAUAUGUUCUAUUUUCGGCAUUGA
Messenger RNA from Caenorhabditis angaria, 621 nucleotides. The record is from the annotation of a GenBank genome assembly. NCBI's taxonomy places the organism in Eukaryota, Metazoa, Nematoda, Chromadorea, Rhabditida, Rhabditidae.